GGGGGGGGGGAAAGCUGGGCACUAUUUAUGGAUGAUCCGUGACUCCUGUAUCUUCAAACAGCCACAUUGCACAAAGUAGGGGGAGUUAUAAUCCUGCUUCUGCAAAUUACCUCUCCAUCUCUCUCUCAGUAUAUAUAUAUAUAUAUACACACAUAUAUAUAUAUUGUUAUAUAUGCAUCUGUAUCCCACGUGUUUAAGCUCGGAUGCAACAGGAUCACUGGCCAGUGAGAGAGAACUGGCACAGAGAGAGAUUUUGAGGAUUAUAUUGGAACAGUGUGGAAUCCGCAACGAGAGAUGGCAAACGAACCGGUUAUUCUCAACGUAUACGACAUGUAUUGGAUUAAUGAGUACACAUCAACACUGGGAAUAGGAGUCUUUCAUUCUGGAAUUGAGAUCUAUGGACGAGAGUUUGCCUACGGUGGCCAUCCCUAUUCUUUCAGUGGAAUAUUUGAGAUCACCCCUGGAAAUGCAACUGAAUUGGGAGAAACCUUUAAAUUCAAGGAAUCGAUCGCCCUCGGCACAACGGACUUCACGGAAGACGAUGUGGACAAGAUCAUCGAAGAGCUGGGGAAGGAGUUCAAGGGCAAUGCCUACCACCUCAUGCAUAAGAACUGUAACCACUUCUCUUCAGCCCUGGCAGAGAUCCUGUGCGGCAAGGAGAUUCCUCGCUGGGUGAACCGCCUGGCUUACUUCAGCUCCUGUAUCCCGUUCCUCCAAAGCUGCCUGCCCAAGGAAUGGCUGACGCCCGCAGCCCUCCAGAACCACAUCAGCCAAGGUUUACAUAAAGACGAUCAGAGUGACACAGGAGAUGAGGAGUCUCCGUCCACUUCCGCCACGGCUUCAGGAACCACCAGGACCUGCAGACACACCAGAGUCUAACCGUGCCUCCAACCUGCAGCGGCUCUGGGU
Messenger RNA from Callorhinchus milii (elephant shark), 909 nucleotides. RefSeq names its product deubiquitinase DESI2-like. NCBI's taxonomy places the organism in Eukaryota, Metazoa, Chordata, Chondrichthyes, Chimaeriformes, Callorhinchidae. Gene Ontology annotation, molecular function: deubiquitinase activity. Bases 295 to 879 code for a protein of 194 amino acids. The record is from RefSeq and is a predicted model, not a curated record. The transcript is spliced from 5 exons. Gene Ontology annotation, biological process: protein deubiquitination.